UCCAAAAUGGCGGACGAGAAGUGUUCUCACGCCAGGAUGCUCCUUCAACUUGCUAGAUCUCUUGGCAUGAUAAAACCGACACCUUGGCUAAAGGUGAGUCGGCUGCUAAACCUGUGCCCAACUUUAUCCCGCGGAACUCUGAAGCUGGACCAGCGAGGACAAGAUGCAGUCAUUGCGCUGGGCGUUUACUUCCUGGAGUCCGGCCUGCAGUACAAGGACAAGAUUCUCCCCUAUCUUCUGAGUGUGCUGCAGGGGCUAUCCAAGGCCCAGUGGGUGGAGGGACCUCGUGGUCUCAACAAAUACAAGCUGCCAAUGCCGGAGUGUUUCAGUUUCUGCCUCAACACCAUCCUCAGUGAUGUGGCCUUUCGUGAUGCAGAACUAAAGAAUCAGAUUAUCUCAACCCAGUUGGAUGUGAUGGAGGUUCUCACUAAACUGUGUGAAGGAGCAUUUGAAAUUCCUAAAGAAACACUAGCUUCAUCAAUUGUCCCAAUACUCAUCGGUAUGGCACGAGCUGUUGGACGUUCCAGUGAUGAAGAGCGUCCUCUCAUAUCCUACGUCCUCUCCAUCAACACGGGGAAGCCCUACCCAGUACAAGAGGACAACAAUCCGACAUCCAAGCGAGCUUUCAGCACAUUUCGGCCAAUCCUGCCCAGAACACUCUCGUCUCUUGUGAUAAGCUCAGACAGCCCUAGUCCCACCAGCCCCUCCCCAACAAACCUGGACUACGUGGACGGCCAUCGGGAGAGGUCUCCGUCGCCUCUGUCUGUUUCCAUGAGGGAUGGGUUGAACGUAGAGGACAAGGUUGAUCCUGCUUCAACAUACUUCAACAAAGUGGGAUCAAGCUUUACUCGGACGAAACCGUGGGGAUUUGAAAUUAUCCCAGAACAAGAUCAUUUGCCAUUUUCCAGUGCCCAUUUGCAGACGCUGGUCAGUGUGGCAAAGCGGCUGCUGGGCAAGGAGGUCUUGAAGAACCUGGACACAAUGGUGCACGACGUCCUCACGGACUCCUCACUCAAGUGUAUCAACCUGUCCCGGUUCCCAUACAAGUCUUACAGUGAGACCAUCACUGUUGUCAUCGUCACUCUGCUCCGAGAUGUGCUGGAACAGGAAAAAGAUCUGCCGCUGUCCUUCAUGAAGGAGAUUGAGGAUUUCGUGAAGAUGUUGUACCAGUCAGGUCAGCAUGACCUUGAGAAGAAGCACGCCCAUGCCCACAAGGAGCAGGACAAGGUGUGGGACUUCAACCCCUACCAGCUGACGGUCUAUAGUAACGCUGCGUGUGUCGACCUGCUCUUCUGGGCCAUCAGGGGGGAGUCAGAGGCGGAGAACCUGUGCAUGAAGCUGAGCGAGAAGAUCAGUAUGAACACCGAGAGGAAGCUGCUGCUGUCUCACACGCCUCUCAUCCUGGUGGCACUCGAGGCUAUAGGCAAGCUGGCGGUGAAGUUCCCCAACCUGGCCAGCACAAUGGUGUCCACGCUGCGAGACUUCCUCGUCAGCCCUUCGCCCAUCCUCAGUAAGCUGAACAAGUACGCUUCGGCAGAGAGUGGGUCUGGCAGCAUCAAGAUCACGGUGACGGAUGAGAGCAAGACCGCAGUGACCACGCCCAAGAAGAAACCAGAGAAAAACAAACUGCUAGCCACACUUGAGAACCUUCGCGACAACGCAAUACAUAACAUCUGCAGGGCCCUGAAGGCCGGCCUCCAAGAGGACCCUGACUGUGUCCAGGCCUUCCUGGCCUCCCUCUCCAACAGGCUGUACCGUGCCGAGAUGAGUGACAGAGCUGUGAGCAAGUCUGCAGAGGUCCGCUGGCAGCAACUGAAAAUGGUCUUGAAAUUUGUGCGCCCCAGCUCAUCUCAAAUCAGCCCCAAGGAUGUAGACAGGGAGUCGACUCUGAUCUCUACCAACACGAUCCUGACCCUGGGGCACCUGGCCGUGGGGUUGAAGGACAUCCCCAAGACCGUGGAGUCCAUCCUCCAGAUCUUCCUGCAGCGCUUCUGCUCCCCUCCCUCCCCACUGGAUGUGCUCAUCGUGGACCAGCUGGGCUGUAUGAUCAUGACGGGAUGUUCCGGGAUCUACCAGGAGGUGUUGAGUCUGUUCAGCCAGAUCAGUGUGGAGAGCAGCUCCCCCUACAGCAGGGACAAGGAUGAGAAGCUGAGGGGCUACCGACAGGUGUCUCAGUCGGUGAUCAACGCCUUCGCCAACAUCGCGGCCAACAUCCAGGGUGAGAGUGAGCAGCAAGACUUGCUGGGCCGCCUGCUGGAGCUGUUCGUACAGAUGGGGCUGGAGGGCAAGCGGGCCAGCGAGAAGAUCUCCGAGACAAUGAAGGCAUCAAGCAGUGCUGGGAACCUAGGGGUGUUAAUCCCUGUCAUAGCUGUGUUGACAAGAAGACUGCCCCCAAUUCGAGACCCCAACCGCCGCCUCCACAAGCUGUUCCAGGACUUCUGGCAGUACUGUGUCGUGAUGGGCUUCACCGAGGAGGAGUCAGGGUUCUGGCCCCAGGACUGGUACGAGGCGGUGUGCGAGAUCUCCACCAAGUCACCGCUGCUGAUUGCAAGAGACCAUCUCCGUAAGGAGCUGAAGUACAGUGCUGCUCUCCGCAACGAUACAGUUGGUCAGGCUGAUGUGAAUGGGUUUCGGAUGAAGAUCUGCACAGUCCUGGACAACCCACCAGAAGUGGUGCCCAUCAUCAACCGACUGAGCUUUGCCCAGCUGACGUACCUCAUGUCCGUCUACAAGUUGGAGACACUCAGAAUUAUGCAUUCCAAUGACCUGUAUGCAUUCCACGGUCUGUUUGAGUACCUCCAGGACAAGACCCUCUUCAAAGACAAAGACAGCAUGUGGCAGUGUAUCAUGAUAGUAGCAGAGAAAGUGUUCGAGAGAUUUCUGGAUGUCAUUGCUGCCAGGCCUCGGACAGAGGAACGUGAAAGAGAGUUGGACAUCCAUGCCCAGUUCUUGCUGGUCAAGUUCAACCACAUACAGAAGGCCAUCCGACGAGUAGCAGACAAGUUCCUCUCCUACCUUGUGGACAGGUUUCCACAUUUACUGUGGAGCGGGACGGUGUUGAGGACGAUGCUUGACAUCCUUCAGGUGCUGUCCAAGUCUCUCGAGAUGGACCCCCACCAAGAUGCUCCCGAAAUGCCCAUCCCAAACACCAGGUACAAGCUGAGAGUGAUGGACACCAUGGUUGACAGAGAGACGACGGUGAAGGAUUUCGCAGCUCGCAGUGCCGGCAUCCUGCAGGAGUCGAUGAAGUGGGCGCCCAACGCAACGCGGUCCCACCUGAUCGAGUACCUCCUGCAGCAGGACAACUCCUCGGAGGGGCUGUUCCAGCACAGCGGGCUCGCCCUCGCCACGGAGAGCGUCCUCAACUACGCCGGCUACAACCAGAAUGCUGCUCCACUGGGGACAGCCACACUGGACCGGCGGCCCACCUGCGUCAACACGGACAGCUCUAACUUCAUGGCAAACCUCAGUCUCCGAAGCAGAUACCUUGGAGAGGUGUCGGGGAUGUUGAGCAUCAGUGAGAGUGAGGAGGAACUGGCCAAGACACUGUGCAAGAAACUGGAGGCGGCACUGCUGGACUCUAAGUCAGAUGAGGCUUGCAAGCAGGCAAUGCUCCGAAUCUGUUCACUGCAGAUUACUACAAAAAACUUGAGUCGACAUCUUCUCCAUGCCCUGUGCUGGACACCAGUGCGUCACUUCAAGGAGAAGAUAAUGGAGAUCAGUGUUGCAUGCUGGGAGUGGUUGUUGGCUGCCAGAUCAAACCUUGCCAUAGAGUUGUUGUGUGAGAUGGCCGCUGCUUGGCAGAUGAGUAUUGACCUGAAACUGGGGAUAUUUGAGGAGGACACGCCCAUUCCCGACCCCCUGGCGCGUCGGGAAGACGAGAUCCUGUCGCCCAACCCGCCCUAUGUCAUGCCGCACCAGAUCUGGACGAAGUUUCUAGCGGAGAGACUUGAGAUCGCCAAGUACAGCAAUGCCUCCCAAGUGGACAUCUUCCUGACUCUGCUGAACAAGUCUCUCCCGGUCAGUGUGGGCAAGAAGUCCGGCAUCAUCUCCAGACACACCGCUGCCAUCGGACCCAGAGUUAGACUUCUGUCAAUGGGUCUGUCCCUCCUCCAGGGUGAUCUGCUUCCGAACACGUCCGCCAAGAGUGUUCUCAGAGAACGCAUCUACGCCUCCACUCUUGACUUCUUUUGCGGCCCCAUCAUUUGUCCGUCACAGAAGGGGUCUGACCUGCGGGAGGACAUCAUCACCCUCAUCAAGUUCUUCCAGCUGAUUCAUGCAGACAAGAAGUAUCUCACUUCCAAUGUCAUGACCUUUGGAUACGAGGAGUCUGCCAGCACUGCCAACACUCUGACAAUCAGCGGCAUGGCUACCGACAUGAGAUCCCAGACCGGAAGCUGGAUGAACACCAUCAAGAGCGGGUCGUCCACUUACUCCAAGAGAUCUGCAAUCGUAGGCGGCCAGCGUCAUUCUAUUGUGUUUGGUCUUCACGGUCAUAUAGAAACACGCGCCACCGAUCUUGAGUUUUUAUAUGUCGGUGCCCGGAAGAACCAUGCAGCCGGUACGAGCCUCGUCAAGGACUACAUGAGGAAGAGGAACCUUAUUCUGUCCCUUGUGUCCAGCACUGUGGAUGCCCUCAUCACCCACCACAACCCCCUGGAGCUGCCCGAGAUGAAGAUCCCCGACGAGGAGAAGAUCACUGCCUGGAGGAUGUCGCCGUUCACGGAGAAACAGUGGCGGGAGACGGCCAGGAUAGCGUGGGACAUUUCCCCAGCCCUCGCCGUCUUUCUUCCUUCUCGGUUCCGGCAGUCGGAAGCCCUAGUGAAGGAAGUGACCCGCCUGGUACGGACCAACCCUGAAGCUGUAUGUCACAUCCCAGAUGCCCUCAGCUUCCUCGUCACCGCCCAGAGUGUGGAGGCUGAUGCGCCUGAGCUGACUCACAUGAUGACCUGGGGAAUUGUCUCCCCUGUCCUGGCGCUCUCCUACUUCUCCCGGCUGUACCCCCCACAUCCCCUCACGGCCCAGUUCGCUGUUAGAGUUCUGCGAUCUCACCCAUCUGAAGCCUUGCUGUUCUACAUACCACAGAUAGUCCAGGCACUCCGAUACGACCCGAUGGGCUACAUGUAUGAGUUCAUCAUGUGGGCCGCCAAGACCUCCCAGCUGUUGGCCCACCAGCUGCUGUGGAACAUGAAGACCAAUAUGUUCAUGGACGAGGAUUCUACCAUCAAGGACGAGGAGAUUGGAGACAAGCUGGAGGCCCUGAUGACUGAGAUCACAAAAUCCUUAGCAGGUCCUGCCCUGCAGUUCUAUGAGAGGGAGUUCGACUUCUUCGGGAAAAUCACAGCCAUUUCUGGAGAUAUUAGGCCGUAUCCCAAAGGUCCAGAGAGAAAUGAAGCAUGUUUGAAGUGUCUGAGUAAAAUCCAGUUGCAGCAAGGGUGCUACCUACCUUCAAACCCCGAAGCUAUCGUCACUGAGAUUGACAAGAAAUCUGGCACACCCAUGCAGAGUGCUGCGAAAGCCCCGUACCUGGCCAAAUUCAGGGUGAAGAGGUGCGGCAUCCAUGGCCUGGAGAGACUGGCCCUGGGGGACAACCAGGCCCUUGCCAAGGACUCCGUGGUCCCCGAAUACUGGCAGGCCUGCAUAUUCAAGGUCGGCGAUGAUGUCAGACAGGACAUGCUGGCGCUCCAGGUGAUAGGAAUGUUCAAGAAUAUCUUUGAGCUGGCAGGACUCGAACUCUACCUAGCUCCCUACAGGGUUGUUGCCACAGCUCCAGGGUGCGGGGUCAUCGAGUGUGUGCCGGACAGCAAGUCACGUGACCAGAUCGGGAGACAGACCGACAUCGGCAUGUAUGAGUAUUUCAUAGCCAAGUAUGGAGAUGAAUCUUCACCGGAGUUCCAAGCUGCCCGACAUAACUUCGUUGUCAGCAUGGCUGCCUACAGCAUCGUCAGCUACCUGCUGCAGAUCAAGGACAGACACAAUGGAAACAUCAUGCUCAACAGCAAGGGACACAUCAUCCACAUUGAUUUUGGCUUCAUGUUUGAGAGUUCCCCGGGAGGAAACCUCGGCUGGGAGCCGGACAUCAAGCUGACCGAGGAGAUGCUGAUGAUCAUGGGUGGCACGAUGGAGGCGCCGUCCUUCCAGUGGUUCAUGGAGCUGUGCGUGCAGGGAUACCUUGCUGUCAGGCCCUACCAGGAGGCAAUCAUCUCCCUGGUGUCCCUCAUGCUGGACACGAGGCUGCCGUGUUUCCGCGGACAAACCAUCAAGCUGCUCCGGAGCCGCUUUGCCCCACAGGCCAACGAGAGAGAGGCUGCCAACUUCAUGCUGAAGAUCAUCCGAGACUGCACCCUCAACUGGCGUGGUCGCACCUACGACAUGCUACAGUACUAUCAAAACCAGAUUCCGUAUUGAUUCACUCAGCGUCUCAGAAUUUGGAAUCCAGCAGUGCAAGACUCUGCUAGACUCUGUGUAUACAGUGUAUAGAUAUUUAUUGCAGUGUGUGAAGUCCCUCGAAAUGUGGAUUCUCUCCUGUUGCCUGUUAGGCCAUAAUGAACUGAUUGCUAGAUUAUGAUCCCCACCCGACUCACGACUAACCCCCCCAACAAAUUAAUUUUAUUUGUCCGAGUAAAAUGUGUAAUCACUUUAACGACAUCAGCUGUCAAACGGCCAUUUCCAUUCGUGACCAACUCGUGUUAUUCCGGGACAAGCCGAAUAGCGCAAACGGGCAUACCUAAAACAAUUGUCAACUCGUUGCGUAAUGGUUCACAUAUAUUUCCCCAUAUUAUAUAUAUUUCAG
Messenger RNA from Haliotis rufescens (red abalone), 6793 nucleotides. RefSeq names its product phosphatidylinositol 4-kinase alpha-like. Gene Ontology annotation, molecular function: 1-phosphatidylinositol 4-kinase activity. Gene Ontology annotation, biological process: phosphatidylinositol phosphate biosynthetic process; phosphatidylinositol-mediated signaling. The record is from RefSeq and is a predicted model, not a curated record. Lineage: Eukaryota; Metazoa; Mollusca; Gastropoda; Lepetellida; Haliotidae. Bases 7 to 6408 code for a protein of 2133 amino acids. Gene Ontology annotation, cellular component: plasma membrane; cytoplasm. The transcript is spliced from 51 exons.